AUGACCGAGCUCGUCAGUCAACCACCCUUACACAGGGUCGACACCAAUGCGUCCGGGAGCGCAUCCGCCGACACUGCUGAUUCCGCAGAGGCCGUACAAAGCGCGUGGGGUACGAUACAGGCAGUGAGCACCGAGCCAACAUCCGCAGGCUUGAGUCAGCCACCACCCGAAGACGACGCCAAGGACGAUGGCGGAAGAGAAGCUGCGCCGUCUACGAUCUCUUCUGUUGCAGCCUUCCAUGGGAGCAGUGGAGAGUCAGACGAUGCCUCGACCAUCGGCGGCAGUGCCAUCGACACGGACACAAACAAUCAACACCAACUGAUCGAACACUCGGUAGGAUUCGUCGGCGGGGUUUUCGAGACCGAGGCGAUUGGCAGUGGCCAGGCCCCUGGACCCUUUGAAAUCAGCGACGAUGAGAUAGAUACGGAAGGCAUGGCCGGAGAUACUGCUAGACCCUCAUCCGAGGUGGAGGUUACUGGACGUGAGCUACAGGCAGUGCCACCAGAGGAAAACCCGAUAGGUACGACGGGGAUCCCUACCGGGUACGCUCCCGCGGCUCGUCUGCCCAAUGGUUAG
This is a messenger RNA of Coniosporium apollinis CBS 100218, 576 nucleotides long. RefSeq lists its product as uncharacterized. The coding region runs from base 1 to 576 and encodes 191 amino acids. The record is from RefSeq and is a predicted model, not a curated record. NCBI's taxonomy places the organism in Eukaryota, Fungi, Ascomycota, Dothideomycetes. The transcript has a single exon.